Molecule: messenger RNA, 1254 nt
Organism: Cantharellus anzutake
Lineage: Eukaryota; Fungi; Basidiomycota; Agaricomycetes; Cantharellales; Hydnaceae
Exons: 8
Coding region: 1-1254 (417 amino acids)
Biological process (GO): protein autoubiquitination
Molecular function (GO): ubiquitin-protein transferase activity
Source: RefSeq, a predicted model, not a curated record
AUGAGCGCACGCCAGACACAUCAAAUCCGCGAGAAUUCCACCAAUGGUAGUUUGUACAAGUCUGGCACUUCUAACUUGGCAAUACCCGCAAAGCGACCCCCGCCAGCUUUGGCGUCGCCUCUCGCUGCCACCAGUAAAUCCAAAAGGAAAAGCAUUAUUUCCAUCUCUUCAGACGACGACGGGGGGAAUGAGAUCAAGCCACUUGCCGGCCCUUCCGCGCCUAGCACCCGCACGACCCGCGCUAUCACGAAGCGAGCGCCCAUAAACACCAUGAGCGAAUACAGGAAGGAAAAUGAAGAGCUUCGACGUCAACUCGAGAAAUUCAAGUUAAGCAACCAGUCCUCUGUGCACGAAAUUGAGCAGCUUCGCCAGCGUCUCGAUGAGGUCGAAAAAGGGCUGACGGAGUCUGAAAGUAAGCUCCGCUGCAAGGAUGAAGAAUUAGAUUCCAUGAGGGAUCAGUUGGCUGGGAGGGUCCCUUCAAACAACGCGGCUCUAUUAGAAUCCCUCCGAUCAUCCCUCCAAUGCCAGAUUUGUCUGGAACUCAUCAGUAGGCCUCAUAUCAUUCCUGGCUGUGGCCAUGAAUUUUGUGGAUUGUGUAUACGAGACUGGCUCACCAAAUCACAAGCAGGGGCACAUGAAUGUCCCACUUGCAGGAAACCUAUAAGGACUCGUCCCUUCAAGGCAUACAUUCUCCCUUCCGUACUCGAAAUUGUGAAAAAUGCAACACCGUCCGAACUCGUCACUCCUGUUAAGGCCUCUGCCGACAAGGGAGAUCAGCCCCAUGGGACCGAUCUUUGGGCUGGGAUCGACUUCGAAGACGAAGAAUCGGAAUCGGAAGCCGGUGGAACAAAUAGUUCCGAACAAGAUGGACAAGCUGCGUCUGAAGUCGAGAUCCUUGAAGGGGAGAGCGAUGAUGACGAUGAUAACGAGGCAGACGAGCCAGGAGAAGCUGGUCACUGGACCAUGCCCGUGCCAAUACCAGCGCUCUUCGAACAUCCCCAGCUCGAAGUCCAGCGACCAGGUUUAUGGAACAACCUAAGUGAGCGUGAAAGAAUACUUGUUCGCCGUGGGGCGUCCCUACGGAUGAUCGAAGAACUGGAGCUCCAAUGGUCAGAACAGGAUGGUAUCACUGGAAUCUUGGGAGAGUAUCAUUAUCACUUUGGUUGGAAGAUUGCCAGGGACUGGAGGAGGGCUCCUGCCGAAGAUCUUGAAACGACUAUUCAGGCAAGUACUAUUUAUCUCGGUUCCCGUUGA